Messenger RNA from Prunus armeniaca (apricot), 1734 nucleotides. The record is from the annotation of a GenBank genome assembly. NCBI's taxonomy places the organism in Eukaryota, Viridiplantae, Streptophyta, Magnoliopsida, Rosales, Rosaceae.
AUGGUGACCGUUAAAGCAGGGACCAGACCGCCAUGGGUGGGAUUGGGAGCAGCAGUUUGGGUCCAAAUAGCAGCAGGCAAUGCCUACACUUUUCCACUUUACUCUCACUCGCUGAAAUCGGUUCUGGGUUUCAACCAGCAACAGCUGACCAUGCUUGGUGUGGCCAAUGACAUAGGCGAAAAUGUUGGUCUCAUUCCAGGUAUUGCAUCCAACAAGCUCCCGCCUUGGUUCAUUCUUCUGAUUGGUGCUCUCGCUUGCUUCUCUGGUUAUGGUGUCCUCUGGCUUGUUGUCAGCCGCACACUUGACCCUCUGCCCUACUGGUUGUUAUGGAUUGCCCUUUGUGUUGCCACUAAUAGUAAUGCUUGGUUUACCACGGCUGUGCUUGUAACCAAUAUGAGAAACUUCCCUCUUAGUCGUGGCAUGGUUGCUGGUAUUCUAAAAGGUUAUGGGGGUCUCAGCGCAGCUGUAUUUACAGAAAUUUACAGCGUUCUGCUUCGUAAUUCAUCUUCUAAGCUUCUACUCUUCCUUGUACUUGGGAUUCCAAUUCUAUGUUUCAUCAUGAUGUAUUUAGUUAGGCCUUGUACUCCAGCUUCUAGUGAAGACCCUGCAGAGCGUGGCCACUUUCUUUUCAUCCAAGUUGCAAGCGUUGUGCUUGGGUUAUAUGUUCUCACAACUACGGUAUUGGAUGAUGUCCUUACCUUAAGUGCUACAGUUACCAACACUUUUGUUGUCAUAAUGGUUCUGCUUCUCAUGGCCCCACUUGCAAUUCCUGUAAAAAUGACAUUGUAUCCCACCAGAGCCAGCAAAUCAGGGACGCUUGGUCAAACAGUUGGGUCUUCUGAUAGUUUGAACCAUGCGGAAGGCUUGGAUAAUGGAGUAGGCAAUGCAGACAAAACAGAACCACUGCUGAAACCAUCUCCAUCAACAACAAGCCUGGCAAGUGAAGGUGAUGAUUCAUCUGAUGUAGCUAUGCUUCUUGCAGAGGGUGAGGGGGCAGUGAAGAGAAAGAGAAGGCCCAAAAGAGGGGAGGAUUUCAAGUUUAGUGAAGCUGUGGUCAAGGCUGACUUCUGGCUCCUAUUCGUGGUUUAUUUUGUAGGGGUUGGUUCUGGGGUAACUGUUCUCAAUAAUCUAGCCCAAAUAGGGAUUGCACAAGGAUUUCGUGAUACCACAAUCUUGCUGUCUCUCUUCAGCUUUGGCAAUUUUGUGGGACGUCUUGGUGGAGGAGUUGUUUCUGAACAUUUUGUCAGGUCAAAAACAAUCCCUCGGACAGUUUGGAUGACAUGCAGUCAAAUUAUAAUGAUCGGUACAUAUCUGCUGUUUGCUUCUGCCAUUAGUGGAACCCUUUAUGCUGCAACUGCAUUACUUGGAAUCUGCUAUGGAGUCCAAUUUUCUAUCAUGAUCCCAACAGUCUCGGAACUCUUUGGAUUGAGGCAUUUUGGCAUAUUCUACAAUUUCAUGUCAUUAGGGAAUCCUCUAGGCGCAUUUCUUUUUUCAGGUCUCCUAGCAGGGUACGUAUAUGAUAAUGAAGCAGCGAAGCAGCACGGGAGUAAUAUCUAUGGGACAAAUGUCUCCUGCUUGGGUCCAAAUUGCUUUAGGCUGACCUUCCUUGUUCUGGCAGCUGUCUGUGGCGUGGGUACCAUCUUGAGCAUUAUUCUGUCUAUAAGGAUAAAGCCUGUUUACCAAAUGCUUUAUGCUGGGGGUUCCUUCAGGGUGCCGCAAAGUACAAACCAUUAA